UGCAGCUAGAUUGCUGCUACAGAGCCCCAGACAUGACAUGGGGGCAAAUAAUAAAAUUGAUCCCAUGAAAUAGCUAAAAUGUGUGCACAAAUAUUAAUUUGGUGGUUUAACAUUCACAUGAACAACUUGGACAUCUGCGUAAACAAAUGGAGUGCACCUUCACGAGUAAGUGCAAUGUCCCUUUUAAAGGUGCACUCAGUUUGCUUAUGCUACAGCUACUUUGUGGCCACAAUUUAGGAUUUUGUGAGCAUUUUAUAUCUACAUUAUGGUCAUGAAUAAAAAAAAAAAAAGUUCCCCAUACUAAAUUGGGCUGCUUAAGGUCUACUAUGGAGUGUUUUGAGGCAAAAUUUGACCCUAUCUCUCAAAGCACACUUUAUCAUUCCUAGAGUUAGUUUGAUUAAAUGACAGACUACACUCAGUAGCCAAAACGUUACCCAAGUGCAAUAUCUCAUGCAAUCCAUCACUUCAAUAACAUUGAUACACUAUUGUGCUGACUAUCGUUACAUUGCACAGAUUAGGUGUCUAUUGUCUUAAGCGCAUCAGUAGACAGGAAGGAAAUAUGACAUUUGACAUGUGUCAACACAGAUGUGUCAGUCAUGAGCUGCAUGGGAAACUUCCUCAACAUUGGUGGUCAGCCAGGAAUCAGGUGCGACUCUUUCAGUUUCACUGUGCGUUGACACUGGGCCCCAGAUGUCCACAUUGUCACUCAAAGAGCGAUACAGAAAUAAUAACACUUUAUUGAUCUCCACGGGGGAAAUUCAGGUGUUACAGCUCUGGUGCCUUCACACUAAACGGUCGCAGUCCUUAUGUUGAAAACAUGCUGUUCCACCAGUGACCUGUUGGUUGUCUCAAAUGCUAAAAGUUGCCUAAAACUACUAAAAAGUUACCUACCGGUAUAUGCAGUACAGUGCAUUAGCUUCAUUUUAUAUCUUCUAUCAUUCCAUUCAACCAUUUUCCUGUCUUUCCACUAAUUUAUUCAGAACACUAUAGGUCCAUAAAAGACAGGACAAAAAUACAUACAAAACAUGGAAUACAAAAAGGGUUUUAUAUCAUAAACUGUUAAAAAUAAAAGCUCCUUUGCCAAUGUCGCCUUAAUCUCGAUUUGUAUCUCAUUGCUUUUCACCGGGUAGGUUAAAAGCACUAUCAUUUACAGACCCAGCCAUUCAUUCAUUCAUCUUCCGUUCCGCUUAUCCUCACUAGGGUCGCGGGCAUGCUGGAGCCCAUCCCAGGAAUCUUCGGGCGAGAUGCGGGGUACACUCUGAACUGGUCGCGCAUUUAACGCGUUAAAAUGUACAAAACAGUGAAAUUAAUCUUGCCUGGCCGGGAGCUCAACACCCUUCAACCUCUGAUCUUAGAAUCGCCUAUGCCAGUGAGCACUAAUCACAUGAAUGAUAUACAACUUUGUCUUAAUAUUAGACAAGAUAAGCAGAUGGGAAAUGGACUGACACACACCAUAUGAAAUUGAACAAGAAGUCAUUUUGGUUUGAAAAAGCCAUUUUGGGGGUGAUUCCAGCCCUCCGUCUUUGAUGUAGAACUACCACUAGAGAAUUUGUCCAAAUGAGCCCCAGUUGAAAGCAGGUAUCCUUAACAGAUGGGCGAUGCUACGUGGCGAUGUUUUUUUGUCUACACCAUCUAAUGUGGGUGGAGCAUGGCAACAAAAAGGUGAAAAAGAAGGUGCAAGGGCCCGUUAAUUACAUUAUAAUCAAACUAUUCUGAUUUUUUUUCAGUUUGUAAGAAUCCUUAAACCUUUUGUGAACUUACGGUUUCUCUUUCAUGUCCACAAAUUGUGUGAUGGUGCACAUCUUAUGACAUAUAUCCAGCUUGUGUUUCAAAGGGGAAGUUUUUUUGUGUGUGUGUGUAAGACAACCCAAACCCUCUGAUUCAGUGAACUCACAAAACCAUUCACCAAAGCACAGAAAAGACAAGCUGAGGACUAAAAAAGAACAUGAAUCAAAGCUCCUUCUACAUAAUUGACUUUGACGCAACAUACGAUGAAUUCAACUUCACUUACAACGACACAGAGUUCAUCAUCGACCCUGAGACGCAACCUUGCAACCCAUUUUCCAUCCCGGACGCCGCUGCGAUUUUCAUCAGUGUCUUUUACAUCAUCGUCUUUCUUCUGGCCAUACCCGGAAAUUUGGUGGUGGGCCUGGUGAUCGGUCUCAGCAAGCAGGCACUUCCCCCUUCUGACCUCUACCUCCUGCACCUGGCCGUUGCCGACCUUCUGCUGGCUAUCACGCUCCCAUUCUGGGCCACCUCUGUCUCCAAGGGAUGGGUUUUUGGAGACGGUUUGUGCAAAAUAAUCACCAUCAUCCAAGAACUCAGCUUCUACUCCAGCAUCCUCUUCCUGACAUGCAUCAGCAUGGACCGCUACAUGGUCAUCGUCCGAGCCAUGGAGGCCCGGAGGUCUAACCGGCAGCUGGUGAGCUGGGGAAUCUGUGCUGUGGUCUGGUCCGUCGGAUCUCUUCUGUCCUUGCCGGGCCUCCUGUACUCGUCUUUCUCAUCCUCUGGUCACAUGGUGUGCGCCGAGUACUACGACCCGCGCAGCGCGGACGAGUGGCGCCUGGCUACCAGAGUCCUCCGCCACUCCCUUGGUUUCGUCAUCCCGCUUACCAUCAUGCUACCCUGCUACGGCAUCACCAUCCAGCGCCUCUUUCGCAUCCGCGGCGGGUUCCAGAGGCAGCGAGCCAUGAGGGUGAUCGUGUUCGUGAUGGUGGCGUUCCUGCUCUGCUGGACGCCGUACCACAUCACGGUGAUGACAGACACCUUCUUCCGGGCGAAGAUAGUGCAGUACCGGUGCCCCGCCCGGAUAGGGGUGGAUCAGGCCAUGCUGGCCACCCACAGCCUGGGCCUGUUGCACAGUUGCGUCAACCCCGUGUUGUAUGCUUUUGUGGGAGAGAAGUUCAGGAGGAGGUUGCAGCAGCUUAUGAGGAAGAUGGGCGUCCUGGAGCGAACGUCAGUGUCGAGGACGAGCAGGUCUUCACUCUCAUCUGAGAUCACGUCUACAUUCAUGUAGAAAACUCUGAAGGGACUCUUGAUGUCUGUUUGGAAAUGACCAAAGUUUAGUUUUGUUAAUAUUCUAUUAUUUGAAUCUCUGUCAUCCCAUUUUUUAACUUCUUCUUAUGUUUUAAAGAGGACAUAUUACGGAGAAGUAGAUUUUUUAAGUGCUUGUAUACAAAUAGUUAUAGAGGCCUGUCGACCCAUCACGUGUGAAAUUAAACAACCAAAUCAAUCUUUUGUUAUCUGACAUUUUCAAGCAACAACACGGAAGCACGAAUGAGUCAAAGCCAAAAGGUGUUACGAUCUUCUGACUUCCAGCACAUACAUAUAUUAUUGAAAUUCUCAGCUAAGUUGUCGACUUAGGGGACUUGGUGUUUUGACGAUGUGUCUGUUGUAUAAUUCGGUGACUUGAUUUUUUUCUCAAGUUUUGCAACAUAAUGCUGCCAUGUCAACAUCCAUCCAUCCGUUUUCCAAACCGUUUAUCCUCACUAGGGUCGCGGGCAUGCUGAAGCCUAUCGCAGCUGACCCUGGGCGAGAGGCGGGGUGCACCCUGAACUGGUCGCCAGGCAAUCGCAGAGCACAUAGAAACAAACAACCAUUCACACUCACAUUUACACCUAUGGGCAAUUUAGAGUCUUCAAUUAACCAACAUUCAUGUUUUUAGGAUGUGGGAGGAAAACCCACACAGGCACGUGAAGAACAUGCAAACUCCACACAAGGGCUGGCGACCAGUUCAGGUUGUAUCUCGCCUCUCGCCCGAAGAUAGCUGAGUUGGGUUCCAGCAUGCCCGCAACCCUAGUGAGGAUACGUGGUACAGAAAAUGGAUGGAUGGAUAACCAUUGACUGGAUGAUUGCGUCCAAGGCUUCCAUGACUUUUUACUGCCCCCUCAAGGUCAAUUGUAUGAAUUGAACCAUGAGUGAUGGGCUGAGUCCUUAUUUUAUUCUGUCAGUUUUUAUUAGGCCUCAUAUAACAAGAGAAACAAAACAAUCUCAGCUAAUAAAAUCCUCAUACACACCUUCUUUCUUCGUGUGUGUGUGUGUGUGUGUGUGUGUGUGUGUGUGUGUGUGCGUGUGUGUGGGUGUGUGUGUGUGUGUGUGUGGUCCAGUGCGGCGUAUGAAAUUAUUUUCAAGAUGACUGAACUCUUACUAUGAGAACGGGGUAUUGGAAAUAGUCUUGUCAACAUGCAAUGCACACUUUAACCACGUAAAUGUAGCAUUUUACCGUGUAUUCAACAAUGUAUAUGACCAUCCGCCAGUUGUUUAUGGAGUAUGCCGACGUUCAAAAGUAUGACAGAUUCUAGUAAUAAAAGUUCAAUGCCAAAUGCUUUGUAACAAAUGUUUUGAUUUCUUCUUUAGUAAGUAAAACAUCCAUUUGAGAAAGGACGCAAGGUCAUUUAAACAGUAUGCCUGCGCAGAUUUGUUAAAAAGACAUUUUCAUCGUGAGGUAGAAUGCUUUGCGAAAGUUUUGCAUAAUGUUGGUCAUCACUGGGAAACUUCUGGUAACUAGUUUGUUAUUACUGUAAUUAGAUUUGGCCUUGAGUAUUGAGUAUAAUGUCACUUGCGGAGUCCCACAGAGAUGGGUACUCGGCCCUCUUUUUUCAGUAUUUAUAUGCUGUAAUAGCAUACAAAAAUACAAAAUAUAAGAAUAUAUAAGAUAAUAUAAUAUUAGCUUUCACUGUUAUGCUGAUGAUAAUCAGCUAUACAUGCCUUUAAAACUAACUAGCCCACGUGAUUGCUCUAAACUGGAGUCGUGUCUUGCUGAGAUUAAACAGUGGAUUUCCUGUAACUUUUUGCUCCUUAACCGUGAGAAACCUGAGCUGCUGAUUAUUGGCACUGCUAAACAUAGCCACUUGAUUAAGGACACCACUCUGAGUUUGGACAAAAGCACCAUUCCCCAAAGUGAGUAAGCAAAAAAUCUCGGCGAUACUGUAUAUUAAACUUGACUCUCUCCUUUUAAAAGCAUAUUAAGAAUAUUACUAUAAUGUAUACUAUAAUACUAUAAUAUAGAAUAUUAAGUCUAUUCGCGCUCCAAUAUUGUGGAAUGCUUUACCCACAGAUAUGAGAGCUGCUACGUUAGUAGAAAUGUUUACAUUCAGACUUAAGACUUAUUUCUACUCUUUGGCAUUUAGUUAAAGUACAUGGAGGCCUUUUUUACUGAUGCUUGUCCUAGCUCCUUCCCCCUUGUGGCUUGAAAAUGGCUGAUGUACGGUCAGUCUAGCUGCCAAGUCAGGGGCCGAGAAACUCAGUGUUGCGGCAGUAGGUAUGCAGCAGAAAAGCUUACUAUCUGACACAUUUUCAGAAAUAGGUAGAAAACAAAAGAUUUAUUCAGUUGUUUAAUUUCACACUUGAUAGGUGGGCAAGCAUUCCAUUACAGUAUUUCUAUACAAGCCAUUAAAAAGUAAACUAUCCAAAAUAUGCCAACUUUAAGUAAAAUGUCAUUCAAGUACCAA
Molecule: messenger RNA, 5450 nt
Organism: Phyllopteryx taeniolatus (common seadragon)
Lineage: Eukaryota; Metazoa; Chordata; Actinopteri; Syngnathiformes; Syngnathidae
Product: C-X-C chemokine receptor type 2-like
Exons: 2
Coding region: 1946-3016 (356 amino acids)
Biological process (GO): immune response; neutrophil chemotaxis; G protein-coupled receptor signaling pathway
Cellular component (GO): membrane
Molecular function (GO): chemokine receptor activity
Source: RefSeq, a predicted model, not a curated record